AUGACGAAGCCUCUUAAGUAUUUAUUGCAGUCUUUAAAUGAUUCAAAUUAUUUAGCAGCAAAAUGUGUCUUGGGUAAGAAUGAAAGAAUACGGUUGGAAUGCUCGUUACUUAAAAAUGGCUUAAAAUUGCGAGAACAAUUACUUAAACAGUGGGGUAAAACUUCCACAAGUUGGGCGACUCCAUGCGGCGAUACACCAAAAAAUGGACGAAAGCAGAUGGAAUAUUACAAUCGACUUUCCUUUUUACAAAAUGGAGAUUUCCAAAAUUCAUAUCAACAUAUAUAUAAACAACAAAUAGUUAAUUCGUCGGCUUCCGUUGUGUUAAAAACAAUUUGCAAUAACAUCGCCAAUAAUUUCAUCUGUGAGGAAGAUCUUUUUUAUGGUUCGGAGACUAGGUUUCUCUUGAUCUCUGAAUAUUUUGUGGAUUCAGAAAGUGGAUUGUCAAAUUUUUAUAACUUACAACGAGAACGUAAAAUUUGGUGGAUGCGUUCCUCUGCCGAUUCGAGCCGUUAUUGUGUUGAACCAUUUGAUAUUUAUGCUAACAAAAAUGUUCAAGAUUAUAUAAGUCAAAAAUGCAAAUCAAUAACAAUCAAAGCCAAUUUUCCUUUUGGGUUUGUCAAUAUGGAGUCAAUUACCCUGGUGCCAUUACAUGAUAUCAACUUUUUAAAUUCACUCCACACUGAAGAUUCUACCAAUACUUCAUUAAUACGUUCUGUGAUUAAUUUGGAUUUAACAACAUAUGCUUUAAUUUUAGACGCUAGUGAUUAUGGAUCACUAAACAGAAUUAAUCCACUGAUGUUAAACCGAAAACUGGCUCCAUAUCAAAUUCUACUAGCAAGUUUGAAUCGAGGAAAUAAAGCUAUCGAUGAACUGACCUUGCAUCUGGAACAUGUGCUAAGUAAAAGUGGUCUUCGAUUAUAUAGUACAUCCAUACACAUAAAUUCUCAAAUAGAACUCGAAGAAAAUUUAAUUUAUAUUGACAAUAUCGGCAUACCAUAUGCAUUAGUGGUCGAUGAUGAAUCAUGUAAAAGUGGAUUAAUAAAACUGCGUAGUCGUGAUACCACUCUCUUUGAAACUAUUCACAUUAGCGACAUACCAAAUUAUUUACUAAAUAUUUUUGAAAGUUCUGACAGUUUAUAGAAAUAAAUAAAUAUGGAUUGUUCUCCAAAGCAAUCAAAUGAGUGCA
This is a messenger RNA of Calliphora vicina (urban bluebottle blowfly), 1186 nucleotides long. RefSeq names its product DNA polymerase subunit gamma-2, mitochondrial (gene DNApol-gamma35). Gene Ontology annotation, cellular component: cytoplasm; mitochondrion. The record is from RefSeq and is a predicted model, not a curated record. Bases 1 to 1140 code for a protein of 379 amino acids. The transcript has 3 exons. Lineage: Eukaryota; Metazoa; Arthropoda; Insecta; Diptera; Calliphoridae. Gene Ontology annotation, biological process: mitochondrial DNA replication.